Molecule: messenger RNA, 2738 nt
Organism: Xenopus tropicalis (tropical clawed frog)
Lineage: Eukaryota; Metazoa; Chordata; Amphibia; Anura; Pipidae
Gene: ascc2
Product: activating signal cointegrator 1 complex subunit 2
Exons: 19
Coding region: 218-2422 (734 amino acids)
Molecular function (GO): ubiquitin binding
Source: RefSeq, a predicted model, not a curated record
GGACAUGUAUCUCCCCAGGAAGUGUUUCCCCUCGCUAUUGGAGACAGGUUUGUGCCUGACGCUUUUAGAAGUACUUCUUGCUGAACGUCAGUGAGGACUUGAGUUUAGCAUUUAGCAUUUAGAUUUUAGAUUUAGCAUUUGUGUACCAUGGCAUAGGCUGCCAUCAGCCAUAAGUUUCCGCAAGUUGUUUUCUCGUUUCCUCGUUAGAAAUGCCAGGAUGCCAGCGUUGCCAUUGGAUGAGUUACAGGUGACCCAAAAAGAUGCUGUGACAGGGAGACUGUGUACUCUGCCUGCACUGCAUCCUGAGCGUAUUGUGUCAAGGCACUUUGUCUUAUAUGUACCUCCACCAGCUUCCUGUGCUCCAGCUUUACUAGAGGAGUUUUUGGAGAGAGCUAAUUUUAUCACACAAGACCUGCGCUGGUUACUGGGGCUUCCCCAUGACCUCUUCUGGUGCCAGGUGCUAUUUGAUGAAUCACUACAAAAAUGUCUAGAUUCUUUCUUGAACAAUGCUCCAAGGAGAUAUGACCGUCACUGCCCCCUUCCUCCACUUGUUCAGAAAGUGCAGAAUGAGCUUCAUCACUAUGUCUUCCUCGCUUUCUUGCGUAUGUCGACACACAAAGAAUCCAAGGAACACCACAUUACUCCCUCUGUGUUUGGGGAAAUCCUGUACAACAACUACCUGUUUGACAUUCCUAAGCUCCUGGAUAUCUGUGUCCUUUUUGGAAAGGGGAAUUCGGCUCUGCUACAGAAGAUGAUUGGUAACAUUUUCCAGCAACAACCCAGUUAUUACCAGGAUCUUGAUGAGAGUGUGCCUACAUUGCUUCAGGUGUUCAAUAGAAUCCUACAGAUCUGCGGGAUAAAGCAGGACAGUGAUUGUGCAGAGCCUCAAAAAUUGGAAAGCCAGAAAAAGAUAACACCUUUAGAUAUGCCAGAAGAGGAUUUGCAGGAUGCUGUGCUGUACCUUUGUGACACAUCCAGCACACUUUGGGCAUUCUUGGAAAUAUUUCCAGCUGCUGCUCAGACUGUUCAGAAACAUGACAUCUUGAACAAACUGAGCUCUUUUUAUGAGCUGGCCUUCUCUGAACUGGAAGCUGCAGUAAUGAAAAGGAAGUUUGAAGACAAAAGCAUGCAAUUAGAUCUCUGGAGGAGGCUUUCACACUCCAAGAAGAAGCUGCUGGAGAUCUGCCACAUCAUUAUCAGUGAGACUUGUCUACAGCCCCUUCUAGAACACAGAACAGAGAAUAUUCAGCCUUUUGUGGAGGAAUUCCUACAGAUCUUGACAGCCUUUCUUCCAGAAAGGAGGUUUUUAUGUGACUAUGAUGAAUUAUACCCAGUGGCAGAAGAUGUGAAUUUGCUACAGCAGGUCUCCCCUUCACUUGAUGAGACUCGCACUACAUACUUGUUGCAUGGGGUGCAAAGUGCAUGGUCGGAUACCAAAAGAUCGAGAGCCCCUACUCUGCCUCCAGCACGGACUAGUCCUGAUGGGGCUACUAAUGGAGUGAGCACUUGUACAACACAGAACUCUGUCUGUGGGGCUGAGCCUGAAUGUGCAGGUGCUACAGCCAGCUCUUCUUUUACUGGGGUGGAACUGGAUUCUUUGGUAUCACAAGUAAAGGACUUGCUUCCUGAUCUGGGUGAGGGAUUCAUAUUAUGUUGUCUUGAGGAAUAUGAACACAAUCCUGAGAGAGUAAUUAACAAUUUACUGGAAGAUAACCUAAGCCCACAUCUUCAAGGUUUGGAUCGCACUAUGCCCAGGAAUGAGAGGGUGGAGACCUGUCCGCUUGUCACCUCUCGAUCGAACAUCUUUGCAGAUGACGAGUUUGAUGUUUUUAGCCGAGACACCAUUGACACUUCAAGGAUAUGGAAAGGAAGGAGGAAACAGGAGUCAGCCACUGAAAUCCUGGCAGAUAAGAGUGUGAUCUCCGCACAGAGGGAGCGUUACUCCAAGUACAGCAUGGUCAGUGAGGAGCACACGGUAGAUGUGGAUUAUGAUGAUGAGUAUGAUGAUACAUAUGAUGGAAACCAAGUGGGAGCAAAUGAUGCAGAUUCAGAUGAUGAGCUUAUCAGCCGCAGGCCGUUCACUAUCCCACAGGUGCUUAGAUCACGCAAUCAGGAGGAGGAAGCAGAAGAGGAAGAUGAGGAAGAAGUGGCUGAAGAAGAAACUUCUAAGCCAGAUCACUUUGUGCAGGAUCCUGCAGUGCUGAGAGAAAGGGCUGAGGCAAGAAAAGCUAGCUACUAUGCCAAGAAAGGAUUUCGACAUGACAACACAGCAGCAGUGGCUGGCUCAGGCAGAGGGCAGGGGCAGACUCGUGAGACAAUACAGGAACGCAGGAAGAAAGAAUCCAAUAAGAGUAUGAGAGCCAACCACAACCGCAGAGUGAUGGCAGACAGGAAAAGAAACAAAGGCAUGAUACCAUCCUAAUACUCAGCAUGCCUCAGCAGGGCAGUAUGACCUGCCACAGACAAAAAACUGCAAGGGACAUUCUAGUUCUACAAUAAUAAUACAUUGCCUUGUGUGCAAUAAUUAAUCUUAUACUUUUGGGUUACCAGAAGGUUUUACAUUCAAGAAAAAAUAAGCAUGAAACUCUCAAAGCACAAACAAAUGCAUAGCCAACCGAGCAUGAGGUGCUCCCCACAUGUUAAAGUUGGAUUGCCAUAAAGGGUUUACAAGUUUGUCAGAAAAACACAACCAAACUAAAUAAAUAUGCAAAACCAGUCGCAACAAAUGUAAUAACAAA